Molecule: messenger RNA, 1659 nt
Organism: Botrytis cinerea B05.10
Lineage: Eukaryota; Fungi; Ascomycota; Leotiomycetes; Helotiales; Sclerotiniaceae
Exons: 1
Coding region: 587-1552 (321 amino acids)
Source: RefSeq, a predicted model, not a curated record
GAGGGCUCCCUCGUUGCAAUAAGUUCGAUCUCGGCUUGAACUUUUCGGAAUUUUCGCUGGUCGAAAUGGACGACAUAGCAUGGUAGUGUGUGUAAUUUGUCAUUUGAAGAUGGAUUUGUACUUCUUAAUUUUCUUUAUUUGCAUGGUUUCAGGUGCCGCACAUAUUAUUACUCCCCGAACAAUAAUCUCAACUGGCUCCCCUACAGCUCUCGGGUUACAAGCUCGACAGACGACAGCAUUUGCCACUUCCACUUGUGGCUUUCUGAAUGGUAAUGCAAAUCAGCCAAUAAUUGCAAAUAGUGGCUCAGAGUGUACCUUUGAUCCAACUGCUACGCUAUGGGGCAUAUGCAGAACCGGAUUAGCACUCACAGAUUGUGGGUUUGGUGGUUAUUGCGUCGACGCUGGACUUUGUUCCACAGGAUGCGGGCCAACGGGGAUCGAUGCAAACACAUUGAGUUGGUACGUUCAGGAGCGCUAGAUAUGUUGUAAUGUAGUCUCUAACGGAAUCCUUAGUGCAAAACAAAAAGGCGCUAGCUUGUGUGUCUCAAGUCUCCUCCUUGUCGGCGCAGAUCAAACAUAUACACACAUGACUUGUGCGUCCCAAACGAAUGCGAGCCCGCCUGUUUUUCUGUUUACAGCAACUACGACCGCUCCAAUACCAGCGUCGACUUCUGAACAAACUUCGUCGGCUGCGAGAACAACAAGCGAAUCGAACGUGCAAUCGAAUUCGGAGUCUACCACCCCAUCCACACCAGGUUCGGCCACAAACACUGCUACUAAAGCAUCAGUAUCUGGGCCGGCUUCGAACUCGGUCUCGAACUCGGUCUCGAACUCGGUUUCAAACUCGGUUUCUUCUGGUACCAUCGGAUCUCAAUCAUCAGAUACUACACCCUCAAGCGAACCAUCCCUAAGAGAAUCCAUUUUCACUGUGUCCGGUUCGCUCGUCACCUCCUUCUUUGGUCAAACAAAUACCGUGGGAGUUACAGUAUCAAUUACCACCACUGCCAGUGGAAUCUCGUCGCCCAGCCCCUCCGAUUCUACCGCUCCCGCACCUAAGAACCCCCCCAAAUAUAAUCCUAAAACAUUAAUCGCCAUCGUGCUCGGAGUUAUCGUCUUCCUUCUCCUCCUAAUCUUCACUCUCAUCUGGAUCGGAAAAUACCGACGAGCGCAAAAGAGCAAAUCGACUACCCCAGCAGCUGAAACUCCUACGAACUUCUUUUUCAGUAAUCUCCCAGAAGUCAUGGAGCCAUUUGCAAAAACCGAUGGCGUCCAUGAGAUGUAUGAUGAUCACGGAGAGUUGAGGGAACUAGAUAUUGCAGGGGCGGUUGCUGGGAGGACAGGAAGAGUGAGUCUUAGGGAAUUGGCUGCUACGCCUGUGGUGGGUGGAAGACGAAGUGGCAGAAGAAGCGCGAGAGAGAUGGAGGGAGACAUGGUUUGGGGGAGAGGGAGAAUAAGUGUUAAAGAAUUGGAUGGAGGUGUAUUUGUAAGGAAUGGUCGGAGGGGUGACAGCAUGACGCAGGUGUUUGAACUUGAUGGACAAUCGUACAUAUGAUGAGAUAUGAUUAACGCCAUAGCACUUAAUUAAUGAGAAAACGACCAAUGAAACAAUCCAGAGAGUGAUAGUCUUUAGUAAUCUUCGGCACUAGCCAGAAAAUAACA